AUGCUCCACAAGCGCAAGCAAUCACAGGACACGCUCAGCAGCUUUGGCUCCCUCACCAUCCAGCCGGCCACGGCCAACGCGCGGCAACAUGGGCGUAACGGCUCGCUUUCGUCCCCGCUCCCCAGCCCCGGCCUGCCGCCGACCGCAACCCCCAGCCACGCGGUCGAGGACGGCGGCAGCAUCAAGCUCCACCCCGAGUUCCAGCAGGAGGGCAAUGUGCUCCUUGCGUGCAAGGACGCCAAGCACCAGGUCGGGUUCACGGUGAACGGCAAUCUGAUUGCUGCGGUAUGCCCAACCUUCCGCGACCUCCUCACGACGUUCAAGUCUGGCCCGGCGAUCGUGUGGCUGGACGACUCGGUCGACGACAUCCGCAUCUUCCUCCGGCUGUUUGGCCUCGCAACACCAGUAAAGGGCGGCAUGUGGGAGAAGAGCUGGGAGCCAACGCUGUACGACUACGUGGCGUCGCUGCGCGUGGUGGAGAAGUACGACAUGGUGCUGCUGCGCGACGUGCUGCACAACAAGGUGUCGACGCUGCCCGACGAGUUUGUCGACAACAUGGGCCACAGCAAGAACGAGGUGUUUGCCAUCCUCCAUCUCGCGCAUGUGCUCCAGAGCCGCCCGCUGUGGGAGAACAUCUGCUCGCAUAUGGGCCGCUGGAGGAAUACCCUCGACCUGCACCGGCUCAAGGACGACGAGGUCGAGUGGCUCGGGCCCGAGCUGCACGCCAUACUCAUCGCCAUUGCAGCCAUGAGCAUGGGCAGCUACCCGUACGCCGACACGCAUAACAUCCGGGUGCACUAUGACCACGAUGGCAAGGCGAGCGUCGUCUACGCCGACUACCAGAAGAACAAGUGCCCAAACUGCAAGCACCACUGA
Messenger RNA from Vanrija pseudolonga, 876 nucleotides. RefSeq lists its product as uncharacterized. The coding region runs from base 1 to 876 and encodes 291 amino acids. Lineage: Eukaryota; Fungi; Basidiomycota; Tremellomycetes; Trichosporonales; Trichosporonaceae. The transcript is spliced from 3 exons. The record is from RefSeq and is a predicted model, not a curated record.